AUGGACCGAAUGAUCCUCAUAGCGGCUCUUUGCGGGCUGCUAGUUCACGUUUCUAUAGCAAAGGAUUUGGUAGGAGGACCAAUCAAACCACCCUCUUAUGAUGGUAAGACGUCUUCAAAUUAUAAAUAAUUUUAUUUACUCAUUUAUCUUAUUUAUUUAUUUGUCUAUUAUUUUCUUAUCAUACUUACUCAUUACUUAAUGUUUUGCUCAGUAAAUUUUUACGCACUUCUCUUAUCCUCUCUCGAGUCAAGAAAUAUGGUGAGCUGUUGCAGGCAACCCAGAACUAUAAAUUCGGGUUACUUCGAGUUUUCUGCAUGGAGAAUAUCUUAAGAUGAUGUUACACGAGAGGAUUAGCAACGACUAUUUUUAGCGCAACACAGCGUUGCAACAUUGUUGCGACAUUGUUUCGAAUAGGUACAACAUUGCUCCAACUUUGCAACGCUAGCUAGCUGUGUUACGCUAAAAAGAUCUAAAAAUCGUCGUUGCGAAUCGUCCAGUGUAACAUCACCAUUACAGAAUUUCACGCUGCAGUUACACUAUUUUAUAAUACAAAGGAAAAGUCCUUUGUUAAUGUUGUUCCUGAUUUGAUUUUUAAAGAAUAGAAAGGAAAUCAUCAGAAAUUAUACAAACAUGAAAAGAUGGUGAUAUUAACCAUCGAUCGCUAUGGUUACGAGGUACGACGUCAUAUACGUCAUUUCAAGCCCUUUUACUCAAAUACGCAUCAUACGGACGCUUUCUUAUUAAUUCCAACGCUAAAAAAUGUAUUAGGGUGGCAUUUGAUUGUUUUCUUUUCGGAAUUUUGACUUAAAGUGUUCCUUUUCUCUUAGUUUUUUUUUGUUUUCAAUUCUCAUUUUCUCCGAAAAAGAAAACUGACAAUUUUCCACGAAAAUUCCAGUAAAAUGCUGGAAUAUAUAAUAAUGCUUUUUUGACUUACUAAAGCGUUAGGAAAAAUAUGCGAGCAUAAUAUGUGCGAAAGCCUCUCCACUACCCAUCACUGUCGAGCACAAUACUAAUUUGUUAUUGCACACUUCAGAAACUCUAGGGAGAAUGGGAACAAGGUUUGGAAGCAGGGAUUUCUGGGAUCGUUUGGGUGGACAAGCCUUAACUAUGAUUGGUCGAUGGUAUUGAAGGCAACCAUACAAACAAAACUUUUAUUCACACAGUUUAAACCGAAAUACAGUUGCCCUGCAAAUUAGCAAAGAAAUGCUAUUCGAGGUGAUGCAUGCAGAAGCUGAUCUGUAGAGUUACUUUAACCAAUCAUAAGUAAUAACGCUUGUCUACCCAAACCAGUCUCAGAAAUCUUUGCCCCUAAAGCUUGUACUCAUUCCCCUUAUAGUUUCUGGAAUUGAAGCGAGUAGCUACAUGUCAGAGCUAGUACGCACAAGCAUACCUGAAAAAAUAUCGAAGAAAAAGCACAACAUCGUAUGCAAAUUAGCUUUGACAGCUGUCGAAUAGUAUCCCUCCUCCCCCCUUCAGUAGCUUUCAGUUGUUAUCACUCAAUAUCGUAUGAGGGUUGCAACAGUUACCUGCCGCAGAAUAUGGUCCUGCGAGCGAUGGCACCCGCACACCAUACCGAGGAAAAACGCAAAUGUAUUUAAAGCACCCGCAUAUGGAAACAAAUUGGGAGACUGGGUGGAUUGGGCUUGGAAAACGUUGCGUACCUCUAGAAAUAUCCUAGCCACGGUCCCUGAUUACAUAUGUUUAUAUCUAUAUAACUUGAACAAUGAUGGAAGUGUCACAACGCUUGUACUCCCGAGGUUUAAACAGUUACAGUACUGAUCUCACUGAUGUUUUCAACUUCAAUUUCAGUGAUAAAGACAAUCCCUCCAAAAAAUGAAACAGCAAACAAUAUAGCCAAGCAUUUCCUUGGCAGAACGAGUGGAAUUCGUGGACCUCCAAGCUCCCAGGAUACGUAUGUGUACAACGUGGUCUACAUCAUAGACGACUCUGGUUCAAUAGGCAACAAAAGUUUCCAACAAGGAAUCACAGCUUUACGAAUGAUGAUCGACAGAAAAGGAGAUAGAUCUGAUUAUGCCGCUAUCAAGUUUUCUACCACUGCUAGCGUUCUAUUCCCGUUCGUCUUAGGAUGCCAAGCCAGGCAGAAGCUGUUGAACGUGCCUUACACCGGCGGCGCAAGCAACACUCAAGCUGCCUUGCGAUUGGCUAGAACAGAGCUGUUCGAAAAUCCCAAUUCGGGUCUCACUCCAGGGGGCGGACGCUCAGCAUUAGUGAUGACGGAUGGUCAAUCGAACAUCAACAAGACUCAAACAAUACCCCAAGCAGAUUUACUGAAGGCCGCGGGAGUCGAGGUGUUUGUUCUAGCCGUAGGAAAAUAUACUUGCGCCGCCAUUCAAGAGAUGAGGGGGAUCUGCAGUUCCCCUUACCAGGAUCACUUGUUCCGCGUCGAUGAUUUUAAGUCUUUCAUGGAUGUUGUUAAACUCAUUCCCAAGAGUAAUAACUUGUUACCGUGUAAGGAAACAUGA
Porites evermanni is the source of this 2483-nucleotide messenger RNA. Lineage: Eukaryota; Metazoa; Cnidaria; Anthozoa; Scleractinia; Poritidae. The record is from the annotation of a GenBank genome assembly.